Messenger RNA from Pochonia chlamydosporia 170, 1347 nucleotides. RefSeq lists its product as hypothetical. The coding region runs from base 1 to 1347 and encodes 448 amino acids. The transcript has a single exon. The record is from RefSeq and is a predicted model, not a curated record. Lineage: Eukaryota; Fungi; Ascomycota; Sordariomycetes; Hypocreales; Clavicipitaceae.
AUGGGCUAUACACCUCAACAGCCACCUCAACAGCAAGUCGGUAUGGAAAGGUUCUACGAGCCUCGUAAUGUUCAAUUGACUCCUCGAGCCCGUCAACCUUGGGCAGAAAAAGGGUCCUGCCAGUCCAACACCUAUGUCGAUCAUCUCAACUCUGAGAUGCGCAAUUCUUUAGACUAUCCUGGCCAGAGAUGUACUCAACAAGGGACAUAUCAGCAUCAGAUCUGUCAACAGAAAUCGGCGGAUCUUGGAUGUCCUGCCGCUAAUUCACGGUACUUUGAUCCCCAACUUGCACCUUCAUCCAGCCAAUCUUACAUGGAUCUGCCUCCGCCUGGUUACGAUGAUGUUUUACACCAUCAAAGUCGCACCUUGCCGGGAGCUUCUGGUACCUCAUCACUUCAGGGAUCAACACCAGCCUGCAACGGCAAAUUAAACAAACCCAUUGCUAUUCCUGCGACACAAGCAACUCUUGGUUCACCUUUUCUACGCGCUUAUCCACCUGUGCUCCUCCACUUCGACAUCCCGCGAGACAUCUUUUUACAAUUUCUCGAUGGCCUAAAUCGAGCUGCAGUGGCUUCACCACCAAUUCAGGUUCUAGGUCUCGCGGGAAACAUUGUCUCCAUGGUCCCACUGCACACUACGCAAAUUGUGGGCGGCGCCGUCAAUGCUGCUGCCAGACUGGGAACCGUCGCCGUGUCAAAGGGGCGAGUAGAGGCCCAUCUACGCGAGGCAAACAGGGAGAUAUUCGGUCCCAAGGGAUUGAAAGCGGAAAUAGCUAAACUUGAUGCCCUGGCCGCCGUAGCAAAGAUGCCCAUUCUCGGUCCUGAUGGCAAAAUCGACAAGGAUCUCCCUCUUCUACGAGAUUUCGAAGAUGGCGAAGACACACUCACCCUGCCAGCACAGCAUAGGCGGGUCCUUGCAUUGGAGCGCUGGGUCGAGCGAUUAGAAGUUCUUGGUCUUCCUGCUGCGGAAAGGGCAUCGAAUCCUAUUAGUCGGAUGCACGCAUCGGCGAGUGAGCGCCAACGGCGCAAGGAAGAGGAAAAGCUCGGUAAAGAAAGAAUGAAGGGGCAGAAAGAAUGGCAAAAAGAGAGCAAAAAGCUGGAACAGGAAUAUAACAAAAAGAUGCGUGAGUUGGAACGAGAUGAGAAGAAGGCUCGCAGAAAGGGCGACGAUGAUAAGUUGGAUAGAAUUGAGGAGAAGAGGGAGAGAAUGCAGGAGAAGUUUGGCACCAGGAUGGAGAAGGGGGGGGAACGCGGAGAACAGAGGAGAAGAGAAAUUGUUGAGAAAGAUUUGCUUCUUGAUGAUUACAAAUGUAUGAGGGUAUUGGUUAGUAUAUUGGGAUGGAGUUAA